AUGCAGACAAAAAUUGCAACUUUGGAGAAGAAUGAAACUUGGGAUUUAGUUAUGUUACCCAAGGAUAAGAAGGCAAUUUGGUGCAAAUGGGUGUUCAAGGUAAAGCUCAAAGUUGAUGGUACAGUUGAAAGAUUAAAGGCAAGACUUGUGGCUAAAGGCUAUACUCAAGUUUAUGGGGUGGAUUAUGAUGAAACUUUCUCACCAGUGGUUAAAAUGGCCACUAUUAGAUGUUUACUAGCUUUAGCAGCAGGACAUGGUUGGGAAUUGUUUCAGUUAGACAUAAAUAAUAAUUUCUUACAUGGAGAGUUGACAUAA
Chenopodium quinoa (quinoa) is the source of this 315-nucleotide messenger RNA. RefSeq lists its product as uncharacterized. Bases 1 to 315 code for a protein of 104 amino acids. The transcript has a single exon. Lineage: Eukaryota; Viridiplantae; Streptophyta; Magnoliopsida; Caryophyllales; Amaranthaceae. The record is from RefSeq and is a predicted model, not a curated record.